Molecule: messenger RNA, 1190 nt
Organism: Dentiscutata erythropus
Lineage: Eukaryota; Fungi; Glomeromycota; Glomeromycetes; Diversisporales; Gigasporaceae
Source: the annotation of a GenBank genome assembly
UAAUCAAAUACGAUGCAUUACGUCUUGCCGUCGUGAUUGUAUGUGGGAAUAGUAAUAUCAACCAAAAUAGUAUAAACGAAUUUUUCAUGAAAAAUGAUAUCUUUGAUCCACUUGUCAAGACUUCUUAUGUCGCUUAUGAAGCUAUAUUGUUAUUGGGAAUAUUGGCAAAUUAUAAUAAGCAUGAAUCCAAAAAUCCAUAUAUGACAAAAAUUACCGAAAUAAAGGAUGAAUCUGUUUUUCAAAAAAUAUUGGAUGCUGUAGCAUCAACAUGCAAGAAAUGUCGCAACCAUUAUAUUGAAAUUCAAGAUGAUGAUGAGACUUAUAAAUAUUCAGUUUCAUCAGCUCUAUCAUAUAUCAUACCAUGGGGAAUGAGUAGCAGUACAAAAGAACAAUCUGAUAUUACUGAUCCCGAACAAGCUUUUAAUCAAUUGCAAGGAUUUGUUGCAUACUUAUCAAAAUCUAUAGCAGAAGCAGAGUCAAGUUUAGAUGGGCCUUUUGUUGAUUUCCUUUCAUUCGCAUCUUAUCUUGUACAACACAACCGCUCAACGCGCACUGCGAAUUAUAUUAAGUUAUUGUUAUUUGUACUGCUUAUCUUGACUGAAGAUGUAACAUUUGAUAGUCGUAUUUCUGAUGAACGCAAAAGUUUCUAUGUGAGGCUUUGUCGACAGCGACAGCCUUUACUACCAAGCGUAAAGAACCCUCCGUAUCAUUGGUCAGAAUUAUGGCAUUCUUUAAUUGGGUUACUCAAAUUCAUUCUUUCCAACUACGAUAAUUUCCAACAAGACCAUUCAUCUAUCAAUGAAAUAUUGACCCCAGCAAUAAACAUCAUUAAUCUGUGUAUCGCAUUUGGAGAUUCAUUUUUUCCGGAUACGGAAACUUAUGAUGGUUUAAUUUAUGAGAUUGUAAGAUCAAAUGAGGUCUUUGAAGGUUUAUAUAAAAUAGUCAAUAUACAAGAUCCAGCUAAACCUUCAUCGCAAAAAUUCUCGUCGUUCGAACAUGCUUUUGCAAAUAUAAAUACUAUUUGUCAACACUUUCAUUUAAAGAUAGAAGCUUGGAAAGCGACGAAUCGAGUAAAAACAUUGCUUCCUGAGCAGGUCUUGUCAAUUAUUAAUGCAAAUUAUGAUAGUUUAAAUCUAAUUACGCCUGAAAAACUUGAUAAUUACAUUUCCUAUAGUGAAAUACCAUAUCAG